AUGGCGCUCAAGUUGGAUAUGUCGAAAGCAUAUGAUCAUUUGGAGUGGGAAUUUGUUACAACGACGCUUAGAUCAAUCCUCCUCGGCCGCAAUGUUGAGGAUCAUGUGAAAGACGCUAUUCGUGAGGAAUUGCAAGUGUUAAAAGUUGAAAAUCAUUUGAAAUACCUUGGUCUUCCUGUCACCUUUGGUAAAUCAAAGAAAGAAAUAUUCUCACUUGUCAAAGAGAGAGCGUGGAAGAAGAUAAAGGGCUUGAAGGAAAAGUUCUUGUCUAGGGCAGGAAAGGAAGUUCUUAUCAAAACAGUGGCUCAUGCCAUCCUGAAUUUCAUUAUGUCAUGUUAUAAACUUCCGGUGAGUUACUGCUAUGAGAUUGAGGCCAUGAUUGUGAACUUCUGGUGGGGCUCUAAGGAUGGGAAGAGAAAGAUUUAUUGA
Messenger RNA from Vicia faba (fava bean), 429 nucleotides. NCBI's taxonomy places the organism in Eukaryota, Viridiplantae, Streptophyta, Magnoliopsida, Fabales, Fabaceae. The record is from the annotation of a GenBank genome assembly.